GCCGUGGUUAAGCUGCUGCUCGGCACAGGCAAGGUCGACGUCGAUAGCAGGAACGGGUACGGGCAAACGCCGCUAUCAAAUGCCGCGGAAAAGGGGCACGAAGCCGUGGUUAAGCUGCUGCUCGGCACAGGCAAGGUCGACGUCGAUAGCAAGGACAACUACGGGCAAACGCCGCUGUCAAGGGCCGCGGGGGGCGGGCACGAGGCCGUAGUCAAGCUGCUGUCGAAGGAUGGGGACGGACUCAUUGCGAAGCUUCUCAAAUAAUGACUUUACCACCUCCCCACCCACCACCUAUUACAUGCCCUUACUUAUAUACCUAAAGCGUGGCAAAUAGAUGGCCAAGAAUAUGAAAGAACGUUGCUAAGCCAAUGUUUGUUAGAUGACGACAGCUCCGUGUGGCAAUAUCACUGCCCAGGUGUGAUGUGCUGAAAGGGAGCACGUGACUA
This is a messenger RNA of Gaeumannomyces tritici R3-111a-1, 446 nucleotides long. RefSeq lists its product as hypothetical. The record is from RefSeq and is a predicted model, not a curated record. The annotation marks the transcript as partial. Gene Ontology annotation, molecular function: protein binding. Lineage: Eukaryota; Fungi; Ascomycota; Sordariomycetes; Magnaporthales; Magnaporthaceae. The transcript is spliced from 2 exons.